CCAGUCUGUGCGUUCAGUCUUUUCAGGAUGGACAGUCUCAGAAGCCAUCCUGAGCUUCAUCUUGUUACUAGGGAGGCUAAUACACACGACUGUGAGGAGCCCCACGCACGUUCUUAGGGGAAAACUGGCACUGUGCAGAAAGGUUUCAGGAAGGCUUUUUCCAAAACGCAACAGUCCCGCGACCCAGCCACUGGCGAGAGACGAAAGACAGACCCGCAGCUCCUCGCCCCGCCUGCCCCGCAGCAGGGCCGGUAGACACUGGCUUCACUAACGACGCAGGUUGGCGCAAGGACCAUGGGCGCCGCGCUGGGCACGGGCGCGCGGCUGGCUCUCCCGCCCCGCAGGGCCUGCGGUGCCCUUCGACACUGGACACCCUCCGCACCCGCCCGAGCCUGCCACUCCAAACCCGGCCCGGUGCGCCCUGUGGCCCUGAAGAAGCGUGGAUACGAUGUCACCAGGAACCCGCAUCUCAACAAGGGGAUGGCCUUUACACUUGAAGAAAGGCUGCAGCUAGGAAUCCAUGGCCUGAUUCCCCCCUGCUUCCUGAGCCAGGACGUCCAGCUCCUCCGGAUCAUGAGAUACUACGAGAAGCAGCAGAGUGACCUGGACAAGUACAUCAUUCUCAUGACGCUCCAAGACCGGAAUGAGAAGUUGUUCUACCGAGUGCUGACGUCUGACGUGGAGAAGUUCAUGCCGAUCGUAUACACACCUACCGUGGGGCUGGCCUGUCAGCACUAUGGCCUGACGUUCCGCCGGCCACGCGGGCUGUUUAUCACCAUUCAUGACAAAGGCCAUCUUGCAACAAUGUUGAACUCUUGGCCAGAAGACAAUAUCAAGGCUGUGGUAGUGACUGAUGGAGAACGCAUACUGGGCUUGGGAGACCUGGGCUGCUACGGCAUGGGCAUCCCUGUGGGCAAGCUGGCCCUGUACACCGCGUGUGGAGGGGUGAACCCACAGCAGUGCCUCCCAGUCCUGCUGGACGUCGGCACCAACAACGAGGAGCUGCUCAGAGACCCUCUUUACAUCGGCCUGAAACACCAGCGUGUGCGUGGGAAGGAGUACGAUGACUUGCUGGAUGAGUUCAUGCAGGCUGUGACAGAUAAGUUUGGAAUAAAUUGCCUCAUUCAAUUUGAAGACUUUGCCAAUGCCAAUGCCUUCCGCCUGCUCAACAAAUACCGCAACAAGUACUGCAUGUUCAACGAUGACAUCCAAGGCACAGCCUCUGUGGCUGUGGCAGGGAUCCUGGCUGCUCUGAGAAUCACCAAGAACAAGCUCUCCAAUCAUGUGUUUGUUUUCCAAGGUGCAGGUGAGGCAGCUAUGGGCAUCGCCCACCUUCUUGUCAUGGCCCUGGAGAAAGAAGGUGUACCCAAGGCAGAGGCCACAAGGAAGAUCUGGAUGGUGGACUCCAAGGGACUGAUUGUCAAGGGGAGAAGCCACCUGAACCAUGAAAAAGAAAUGUUUGCCCAAGACCAUCCUGAAGUGAACUCCCUGGAGGAGGUGGUGAGGCUGGUGAAGCCCACAGCCAUCAUAGGUGUUGCUGCCAUCGCAGGAGCCUUCACGGAGCAGAUUCUGAGGGACAUGGCCUCCUUCCACGAGCGCCCUAUCAUCUUUGCCCUGAGCAAUCCCACCAGCAAGGCCGAGUGCACAGCUGAGAAGUGCUACCGGGUCACCGAGGGCCGAGGGAUCUUUGCCAGUGGAAGUCCUUUUAAGAGUGUGACUCUGGAAGAUGGAAAGACAUUCAUUCCUGGACAGGGAAAUAAUGCCUAUGUGUUCCCUGGAGUGGCACUGGGAGUCAUUGCUGGCGGGAUCCGGCACAUCCCAGAUGAGAUCUUCCUCCUAACAGCAGAGCAUAUUGCCCAGGAGGUCUCUGAGCAUCACCUAUCCCAAGGGAGACUGUACCCACCACUCAGCACCAUCAGAGAUGUAUCUCUGAGAAUCGCCAUCAAAGUCCUCGACUAUGCCUACAAACACAACCUGGCUUCCUGCUACCCAGAGCCUGAGAACAAGGAGGCUUUCAUAAGAUCCCUCGUCUACACUCCAGACUAUGACUCAUUUACACUGGACAGCUACAGUUGGCCCAAGGAAGCCAUGAAUUUUCAGACAGUCUGAUGAGUCUCAAGGGCUGGUAUGAGGCUGGAUGAAGCCCAGAGUAACACCCACAAUAUAAAUAGGUUCCAAAAUGGUCAUCCUUGUCUGUGUGUGUGUGUGUGUGUGUGUGUGUGUGUGUGUGUGUGUGUAUUUUUCCUUUGAGUAUUAUGAUGUAAGGGGAGAUGCUGAGGCAUACAAUGAAUGACAGCCUUGUGCCUAAAGGUCCUGGAAGUUCACUUUCCUAUGACCCUUUUCAGAAUUCUUUCCCAAGCAUUUCUUCAUCCACUAAUUGCCAACUAUUGUCUAGGUCUGGUGGGAAAUACCGAAUCCUGCCUAGAAUCCCAUGUUUAUAGAGCUCAGGACCUAGUAGAGGAGAUUGAACACAAAUCAUGAAAAAUGUGCAGGUAGAAGUCAAGGGUGCUAACAGAAGGGAGAAAAUACUUCCUAUGAGCACAUAGGCUCAGGGAGAUGGGAGCAGUUUUUUGCACUGAGUCCCAACAGUGAAGGAUGGGUGGGAGUCAUGGUGAGAUGAGGAAUAUAAGCAUAGUCACUAGCCAGAAAAUGUGGCCCACCCAUUAGUCCCUGCCAGAGGGACUGAACACUGCCCUCAAGAGUCAGCAGGGUAUGAGGGCUGAGUAACUGGAGGUAGUUCAGAAGCUAGUUAGGAAUGCUCACUGCCCAAUAGACUGUUGGGUAAUAAACAUUCUUUUUAGGUUAUUACUAAAAGAAAAACCAGAGAAAUGUGGGUGUGGAGGGUCAGCAUGCCAGUGAGUGAGGAGGAAGAGAGGCAAUGAGGUGAGAGUGCAAUGGGAAGUUCUAAGGAACUUUAUUUUACUGGCUCUGGAAUGCACUCUCUCUUCCAUCCUUUACACUCUGAAAUAAUUGAGCAAUCAGUAACAGCUUUCCUGUAGAGGUGAUGUCAGACUGUCCUAGGUAUUUUCUGUUUUGUUUUUUUGUUUUUUGUUUUUGGUUUUGGUUUUGGUUUUGGUUUUUUUGUUUGUUUGUUUGUUUGUUUUGCAGAUACUAGGGAUUGAAUUCAGGGGCACUGGACCACUGAGCCACAUCCCCAGCCCUAUUUUGUAUUUUAUUUAUUUUUUAAAAUGUGUUUGUUCUAAUUUGUUGUCCUAGGUAUUUCUUAGACCAAGUUCAGCACUAACCACUUCCCUCAUGUCCAGCAAAGCCCACACCAUGAGAAGUAAGGAUGAGAUAGAGGUUGCAGCCCCUGCUAAGAUCUAUGGGGAUAGCAGCUUCCAAUCUCUAAUUUCUUUGUAUAAAUCACCUUUAGGAACCUGCCCCUACUACCACCUCAGCCUUAAGUUCCCCACUUCCCACAAGAAGUAAGUCCUACAUGUCCACUUCUCAGUGACAAGCAAGGUGGACUAUUACACUUCUAGAAGAAUAAUUAGCAAAGCUAUCAAUCACCUCUUUCUCAAAUUUUAUUCUGUUUAACAUCUGCAUCCUUGGUUCCAGUGUUCAGCCAAGAAAAUCCCAAGAAAUUAUCCCUCCUCUUAUUCCUGAGCUCACACAGAAUGAGAAACUAUUCAGAAGAGGGUUUAAAGAAUGAAACCAAAAUCUGAACUUCAGAGAACUAUUUACACUAUCUUUUUUGCCAUCAUGUCCCAAACACCCAAUUUCUGUUUUGCAGAAAUUGACAAGAUGAUCCUAAAAUAUAUAUGGAAAUGCAAAGAACCAAGAAUAGCCACAUUUUAAAAAGAAAAAGAACAAAGUAUACACUAUUUACUUUCAAAACUUACACAAUUGUACAAUGAUCAAGACUGUGUGGACAUUUAAUGAAAAAAAACUGAUAGUUUGAAAAUAGUCCUUAAAAUUAUGGUAAAUUGAUUUUUUCAUCAAAGCUACUGAGAUAAUUUGAUAGGAAAAGGAGAGACCUUUGAAAAAAUGAUGCUGAAGCAACUGUAUAUCCACAUGAAAAUAGGAAAGAAAAACUUUUGACACCUCAUACCACACACAAAAAUUAACUUGAAAUGGAUAGUAAACUAAAUGUAAAAGCUGAAACUAUAAAUUUCUUGAAGUAAAUAAAGUAGAAGAUCCUUGGGACUUGAGUUGAGGAGAGUUGUUAGAUGUUAUUUUAAAAGCAUGAUUCAUAAAAUGAAAAGUGAUAUAUGUCAUCAAAAUUUAAAAUUUCUGCACUUUGAAGCAUAGAAUUAAGAAAAAACAUCAGAGUAGGAGAAAAUAUUUCCAAUUCAUUUAUCUAAUAUAGGCAUUAGAUACAUAAUUUAUAAAGAACACUUACAACUCAAUGAUAAUCCAGUUUUUUAAAAUGGGCAAAAUAUGUGUGUAUGGAUAACAAGCACAUGAAAAGAUCAUUACUCAAAUGAAAACUAAAACCAAAAUGGAAUACCAUUCCACAGUCACCACAAUGGUUAUCAUUAAAAAAAUAAUAAUGUAUUGAGGUUGUGGAGAAAUUGGAAUUUUUUCCAGUGUUCUCUCUUAAGCACUACGAAAUUAAGGAAAUUUUCAUUCUAGCUCCUCAGCUUCUGAUACAUAGCCCCAGAAUUCAACAAAUGUUAUGUAAUAUAAUGGGUGCUGUGGUGGCACCACUCAGGUUUGAAAUUCUCAUAACCCCACUUAAUUACUAGCUGAGAGCUCAUAGCUGCAACCCUCUCUGGGAAUUGCUCUUACUUAGCUAAAGGAAGAUGCUUCACCCAAGGUUCCCAGUUGUGGCCUGCAUCCAAUGAUGGGCUGAUUCUAAAUUCAAAGGACCUCAGUGGCAGAUGUCUCUAAGUAGCCAUCCCAUUUGCAGAGCUCCCCAUGAAAGGGAAUGAACUGUAACUAUGUAUCAACCAUUCAACUUCCUAAACCCAUUCUGCUUCUUUCAAUCCCUUCACAGGUGUUAUCUCUGAAAAGACUCCCCAAUAAAUCUCUGAAUGCAAAUCUCA
This is a messenger RNA of Ictidomys tridecemlineatus (thirteen-lined ground squirrel), 4988 nucleotides long. It is a transcript of the gene Me3, whose product is annotated as malic enzyme 3. Gene Ontology annotation, cellular component: mitochondrion. Lineage: Eukaryota; Metazoa; Chordata; Mammalia; Rodentia; Sciuridae. Gene Ontology annotation, molecular function: malate dehydrogenase (decarboxylating) (NADP+) activity; NAD binding. Gene Ontology annotation, biological process: malate metabolic process; pyruvate metabolic process. The record is from RefSeq and is a predicted model, not a curated record.